Messenger RNA from Lepisosteus oculatus (spotted gar), 4204 nucleotides. Lineage: Eukaryota; Metazoa; Chordata; Actinopteri; Semionotiformes; Lepisosteidae. The record is from RefSeq and is a predicted model, not a curated record.
UCAGGGCUCCACCAGCAGGACCGGAAAAAUACCUCUCAACAUCAGCUCCGUUUGAACCUCCCCCUGCAUCUCUUUCAGUUCGCGAAGCAGUGAACAUACAGUAGCAGUGCCCAUCCUAUCGACGGCAAUGGGACAGCCAGGUUAAGGACUGUUUCUAUUUUUCGUCUUGCUUCCUAACACAAAACCUGACGCCUUUUAAAAUAUUUCAAAUAAUUUACUUUAAAAGGAACUGCUUAUGAACUGCUAAGCUGUAGGAUUUAAAAUAUCAAUAACACAACUAUGGGGGGAGCGUUCUGUUUCAGUGGCAGGACUUUGUUCUAUCUGCUUGUUUGCAAAGCCACAUUUGCACUAUACUUUCCCCAGAAAAAAUACUCUGAGAAUGUCUUUGUUGGACAGCCAGCUGGGACACCCAUUCUUCAGCUCCAUGUGAUGCUCGACAAUGAGUCAGAGACCGCCCACUUCUGCCUGCGUCAAUUAACCGAGUACCCCAAAAUCAAGCUCUUCCACCUGGAUGAGAGAACAGGGCUCCUUUCAUUAAACAGGACUUUGGACUGGAGUGAUUUUGCCCCACCAUCCAAUAGCUGGACUGGUCCUGUGAAGAAGCUGCCUCUACUGGCACGUGCUUCCCAGAAACCCUUCAGAGAUAAGAGCUGUCAUGGGCAGACCGUCCAUGGGCAGGAUGUGUCAAUCUACAUCAACUUCUACAACACCACAGCACCCUCCUGCAGCCAGCAGAUGCCCAAGCAGCUGUGCUUUCCAGAGCAUGACUCCAGUCCUCACAUCAAAGAGAACCGACUGCCUGGAGUUUUCCGUCAGCUCAGACGCCUGCCUCCACAUUACCUCUGCCCCAACCUCACCAUAACCUACAGCAUAGAGACAGAAGAGUCAUCUCCGUUUGUGUUCAAUGAAAGCAGCUCGGAGGUGGCAGUGUCCAGACCGCUGGACCGCGAGGAGAGGGAGGUGUACGAGCUGCUGGUGCAGUGCACUGUGAGGACUGAGCUCAUGCUCACACGCCUCUCACAGCCACUGCUGGUGAAUGUCUAUGAUGAGGACGACAGCGCCCCCUUCCUGAACGGCACAGAUACAGUGGAGGUGGUGGUCGAGUUUAACCGAAAAGAGGGGGCUGUCUUGGGAAAAAUGCUGGUUUAUGAUAAAGACACCACGCCAAUAUACCCUAAAGACCAGAGUCAUAACAAGUAUGUGGGAACUAUGAUGACCAACGACCCCUGGAUUAAAGAAACGUUUAAAAUAGAACAUAUUUUUAAAGAGGAGAAAUUUGGCAACCAGGUGCGAGGGACAGUCCAUGAAUAUAGUCUAAUUCUAAAUAAAACCUUAUCAAUGGAGGAGAAAAGGUCACUCCAGCUGGAUUAUCUUGUCAAUGACACAGAGUUCCAUGGUCCAGAAGGAACAGUAAUGCUUCAUUUCAACAUCACCGUACUGCCCGUCUACAUCAGCUUUACCAAUGUUAGCUUCCUGUUUACUGUAGACCGGAAAGCUGCCCCAUAUACACAGAUUGGCACUGUCUGUGUGGACAACUGCAAGAAAUUCCAGGGAAUCGAAGUCACUUACAAACUUAAUAUAGACAGGAAUGCCUCCUUGCUGGUCAAAACGUGCUAUGCUGCAGUUGCUAUUGAGCAGAGUCGAGAGGAUUCUUCAGCAAUUCUAUAUGUCAAUCGUACUGAUUCACUUCGAAACAAGGAUUGCCAGGACCUACAGUACAUUGUUGUAGCUCAAGAAAGACAGAACAAGCAGACACAGGCAAAAACACAGCUGACCAUUACACUUGUAGGGACAGCAACUGGGAAGAGGAACCUGGAGAAGGACUGUCCCCUGUCAUGUGCUGAGAGAAGACAAAGGGCAGAAUGCGAGACGUGCAGUGGCUUGGGGUCUCCCACUGGGAGAUGCCAGUGGAGACAGGGGAACAGCAAAUGGAUUUCAACCAACUACUCCACCUGCUCUCCAAGCCUCAAGACUUGUCCUGACGGUCACUGUGAUGUCAUUGAGGUCAAGGACAAGGCAAUUUGUCCUCAAGACUGCACAACUCAGAGGAUCAUUGGUGGUCAUGAACAAGGCCUGAUGUCUGGUAUCAAAGCUGGAUAUGGAACAUGUUACUGCUACUCAGAGAACUGUUUCUGUGAGAAAAGUGAUAUUGAAGAGGUCAUGUGUGAUGAUGUCUGCAAGACCGUUAUCGCCACUGCAGUCUUGCUCUCCUUUAUUGUCUCUGUGCUGCUCUCCUCCUAUUUCAUUCACCGCUAUCACAAGAACUCUCCCAAGCCACCAAUAGCCUCUGCUGAGAUGACAUUCCGACGUCCUGCACAAUCAUACCCUAUCAGUUACUCAGCCAACAAUGUGCGCAGGCCCUCUGUCGAUUCCAUGGAGAACCAAGUGGCUGUGGACACAUUUAAAAUCCCUGAGGAUCCAAAAUGGGAAUUCCCACGAAAGAAUCUGGUGUUGGGCAAAACCCUUGGAGAAGGGGAGUUUGGAAAGGUUGUCAAGGCAACAGCAUUCCGGCUAAAAGGGAAGACAGGCUAUACUACAGUCGCAGUGAAGAUGCUGAAAGGUAGAUUUUUGGGUAGUGAUAUACACAAACACAUUCUGUAUCACUUCUCUGAAUAACACAAAGCUUAUCAUUAGCCAGUUACAUUUUAUGCAUGCGGUCCCCUGUACUUGAUAGUAGAAUAUGCUAAAUAUGGAUCGCUGAGAAAUUUCCUGAGAGAAAGUCGCAAGGUCGGGCCCAGCUACAUGGGCAGUGAUGCCAACCGGAACUCAAGCUACCUUGAAAACCCUGAUGAGAGGGCACUGACUAUGGGCGACCUCAUCUCCUUUGCCUGGCAGAUCUCCAGGGGAAUGCAGUACCUGGCUGAAAUGAAACUUGUUCAUCGCGACCUAGCUGCACGAAAUGUCUUAGUCGCAGAAGGGCGUAAAAUGAAGAUCUCAGAUUUUGGAUUGUCACGGGAUGUUUAUGAGGAGGACUCCUAUGUAAAGAGAAGCAAGGGUCGAAUUCCAGUGAAAUGGAUGGCAAUUGAGUCCCUAUUUGAUCAUAUUUACACAACGCAAAGUGAUGUAUGGUCGUUCGGUGUUCUCCUGUGGGAGAUUGUGACCUUGGGAGGAAAUCCAUACCCUGGAAUCGCUCCAGAGCGUCUCUUCAACCUCCUUAAGACAGGCUACAGGAUGGAGAAGCCCGAGAACUGCAGUGAAGAAAUGUAUAAUCUGAUGCUCCGCUGUUGGAAACAAGAGCCAGAGAAGAGGCCAACAUUUUCAGAAAUCAGUAAAGAGCUUGAAAAGAUGAUGGUGAAGAGCAGAGAUUACCUUGACUUGGCUGCCUCCACCCCCGCAGACUCCCUGCUGUAUGACGACGGUCUUUCUGAAGAGGACACCCCUCUUGUGGACUGUAAUAAUGCUCCCCUCCCUCGCACACUCCCCUCCACAUGGAUUGAGAACAAGCUCUAUGGCAUGUCUUACCCGAACUGGCCAGAGAAGAGCCCCGUACUGCUCACCAGACUUGAUGGCACUAACCCUGUCUUUACAAGAUAUGCAAAUGAUAGUGUUUAUGCAAACUGGAUGGUUUCGCCUUCAACGGCAAAAUUUAUGGACAAGUUUGAUAGCUAAAACAGAGUAAACCAUCUCAAAAGUAUGUAUAUGUGUAUAUUUAUAUAUAGCUCUAUAUACUAUGUGAUGCUGAAGUCUGUCCCUUUUUAUUUCUGUAGCUUUAAGCGUGGGUAUACCAAGUUAAUCCACUGAAAUCGGAGGGUUCAAGGAGGCUAUUCAUUGCAAAAUUGCUAUCAUUUCAUGGGACAUGCUUCAUGCAGCUGUUUGGUAUGUUAUUCAUUACCUUGAGGUCACAUUAUGUCAUUGCAUGACUAUUUAAAAGUGGUAUGUCAAUGUUACAGUGUCUUUCGAUUGCUGUGGUGAUAGCCCCAUACGUAGCUCAUUCAUACGUAUUUUAUAGAAAUAAAAAGGGACUACUUUAUAAUCACCUGGUGUAUACAUAUGAGUGUGAAUGGACAGAGGAUGGAUGGAUUCUCAAAAUAGCUCAGCCAACAUGGAUUCUGGAUGGCAAAAUCUACCAAUGUAAAUUAAUUCAAACAAAAAGCUUAUUUAAAUGGCACUUUUAUGUGAAAAUUGAUGCAAGGGUUCAGGAUACAAAUUGUGUUAUUGUAUUUAUGAAGAUAAUCAGUCAAGCUAUUAAAAAAAAUUGUUUCUA